AUGGCUAAGAAGAUUCGAGCUUUAUUGGAAAAGGAACCUGGCACUCCCUUAAAUGAGGCUUCCAUGAAUGAAGAGUCACAUCAUGAGGGAAUCGUUCAUUUGAAAAGCCGCUCAUUAUCUCGGUUUGAUUCUUUGGAGUCUGUCGAGAUCGGAAGUCAGGAUAUCAGUAUGACUGCUUUUUCGGGUGAAGGAUUCACUCAGCAUAUUCAAUCCACUGUUAGUCUUGAUUCGAGAUCCGUACAAGAGAGCAGAAUGGUGCAGCAAGAUACGAGUACCAGCGAUUAUCAAUUCUCUGAACUACCCAAACGACCGGUCUCACGAUAA
Messenger RNA from Penicillium malachiteum, 324 nucleotides. RefSeq lists its product as uncharacterized. The coding region runs from base 1 to 324 and encodes 107 amino acids. The record is from RefSeq and is a predicted model, not a curated record. The transcript is spliced from 2 exons. Lineage: Eukaryota; Fungi; Ascomycota; Eurotiomycetes; Eurotiales; Aspergillaceae.